AUGCUGCAUCAGCUGUUGCCGUCGCUGCUGCCCUCCGCCCCUCCUCCCCUUCACACCGGAGCUUGCACCCACUCACAUGCCGCUGCCGCCCAUGCUGCCACCCAUGCUGCUGCCACCCAUGCGCCAUGGAAGGGCAUGGGCCCCCACCAUCACGCCCAUGCUGCCUGCUGCACGGGCUCAGGGCAUGGGAUACAGGGCCAUGUGCCGGCCCUCUCGGGGCUGGUUCUGGGAAGCUUCUCCAACUUCCAGGGCAUGAGUGAAGAGGCCCGAGGGUGGUACGGGGCGCACAGGGGGCAUGUGGUGCAUGGGGUGCUGUCUGUCACCUCAAGGGACUGCAUGGCUGGUGUGGGAGCUGCUUUGAUGUGCCUCACACUGCUGCCUGCACUCGUCCCCUCACACUGCUGCCUGCACUCGUCCCCUCACACUGCUACCUGCACUCGUGCCCUCACACUGCUGCCUGCACUCGUCCCCUCACACUGCUGCCUGCACUCGUCCCCUCACACUGCUGCCUGCACUCGUCCCCUCACACUGCUGCCUGCACUCGUCCCCUCACACUGCUGCCUGCACUCGUCCCCUCACACUGCUACCUGCACUCGUGCCCUCACACUGCUGCCUGCACUCGUCCCCUCACACUGCUGCCUGCACUCGUCCCCUCACACUGCUGCCUGCACUCGUCCCCUCACACUGCUACCUGCACUCGUCCCCUCACACUGCUGCCUGCACUCGUCCCCUCACACUGCUGCCUGCACUCGUCCCCUCACACUGCUGCCUGCACUCGUACCCUCACACUGCUGCCUGCACUCGUCCCCUCACACUGCUGCCUGCACUCGUCCCCUCACACUGCUGCCUGCACUCGUCCCCUCACACUGCUGCCUGCACUCGUCCCCUCACACUGCUGCCUGCACUCGUCCCCUCACACUGCUGCCUGCACUCGUCCCCUCACACUGCUGCCUGCACUCGUCCCCUCACACUGCUGCCUGCACUCGUCCCCUCACACUGCUACCUGCACUCGUCCCCUCACACUGCUGCCCUGCCUGGACCGUCAUUCUCCAUGCCCUUCGACACUCCACAGCCUCACAUUCCCUCCCGCUCCCAUCCCGUUCCCCACUCGCAGACAGUGUUCGACCAAUUGUGACAAAGCAAUAUGGAGGUGACUGGGACAAGUGGUUCUGGCUGGGACAGGUGGAGCUCCCUCAUUGGCUGCCAGUGCUGGCGGGGCUGCCCAUUGGCCACACAAACGAGAACAGGGUGGCGCCCAUUGGUGCUCUCGUGGAGCUGGACGUUGAAGCCGCAACAGUCACCACU
Closterium sp. Yama58-4 is the source of this 1305-nucleotide messenger RNA. The record is from the annotation of a GenBank genome assembly. Lineage: Eukaryota; Viridiplantae; Streptophyta; Zygnematophyceae; Desmidiales; Closteriaceae.